AGAACUGGUGGAAAAGGUUGUUUACUGAAACUGCGAGGAAGUUAGACCUUAAAAUGCAGGACAAACACUGAACAUACUGACAUACCGGUUCUUUGAAGGGAAGUUUAGAACUCAUUGUAUCUAACAUUAUUCAGGCUUCAAAUAGUUUCCAAUCCACUGGGAAAAGUCACUCCAUAUAUUCCGUGAAGUCAACCAGUUCCAUCAAGGAGAGAGUCAGGGCCGCUGGGAGCGCGUGGACCGUGGGCUCUGGGGCGGCGCCUGCCCGGGCACCCCGGCCCCGUCCACGCCCCGCAAGAGGAGCUCGCUGGCCCCGCCACGAGGGAAAGGGGCCGCCCCGGGGUCUUGGGCGGGAGGGCCACGCGGGCUGCGGAGACACCGAGGAGGGGAGGCGCCUCUCCUGAGCUCUUGGCGCAGCGACCCCAGGGCGCCGACUCAUCGCGGAAGGGCUCGGCUUGCCCGGGCGCCGGUGCCGCCUCGGGUGAGGUUCCCGCGAGACUCUUCUCUGCGUCCUGGACUCACCGCAGGGCGCCCCGCCGCACGGAUCGAGAACCUUGGGGCUCCUUGGACGCCUGCCACCCGUUGCCGCCAAGGCCGGAACUCCUCGGAGCCCCUAGCAACGGAGCCCACGCGGUUGUGGCGCGGGGCUGACGUUACCUCGGGUUCGCCUACGGCCCUCGGGAAUUUUGUCCCGGCGUGGCUCCCGUAGCCAGAUGCCUCACCGCUCCCGCCCCCCUGGCUCCCAAAGCCUGCUCGGCAGUCGCGGCGCCGUCGCUAUCGCGUCACUGUCCUCGGGGCCAAUCCAAGGGCUGCGCGCGUGUCCCUUACGCGCUUCUAUCGCCGGGAGGAAGGGGUGUGUGUGGCGCCUGCGCAGUGGCGGUGACCACCGGCUCGCGGCGCGUGGAGGCUGCUCCCAGCCGCGCGCGAGUCAGACUCGGGUGGGGGUCCCGGCGGCGGUAGCGGCGGCGGCGGUGCGAGCAUGUCGUGGCUCUUCGGCAUUAACAAGGGCCCCAAGGGUGAAGGCGCGGGGCCGCCGCCGCCUUUGCCGCCCGCGCAGCCCGGGGCCGAGGGCGGCGGGGACCGCAGCUUGGGAGAGCGGCCGGCGCCCAAGGACAAAUGGAGCAACUUCGACCCCACCGGCCUGGAGCGCGCCGCCAAGGCGGCGCGCGAGCUGGAGCACUCGCGUUAUGCCAAGGAUGCCCUGAAUCUGGCGCAGAUGCAGGAGCAGACGCUGCAGUUGGAGCAACAGUCCAAGCUCAAAGAGUAUGAGGCCGCCGUGGAGCAGCUCAAGAGCGAGCAGAUCCGGGCGCAGGCGGAGGAGAGGAGGAAGACCCUGAGUGAGGAGACCCGGCAGCACCAGGCCAGGGCCCAGUAUCAAGACAAGCUGGCCCGGCAGCGCUACGAGGACCAACUGAAGCAACAGCAACUUCUCAAUGAGGAGAAUUUACGGAAGCAGGAGGAGUCCGUGCAGAAGCAGGAAGCCAUGCGGCGAGCCACCGUGGAGCGGGAGAUGGAGCUGCGGCACAAGAACGAGAUGCUGCGAGUGGAGGCCGAGGCCCGGGCGCGCGCCAAGGCCGAGCGGGAGAAUGCAGACAUCAUCCGCGAGCAGAUCCGCCUGAAGGCGGCCGAGCACCGUCAGACCGUCUUGGAGUCCAUCAGGACGGCUGGCACCUUGUUUGGGGAAGGAUUCCGUGCCUUUGUGACAGACUGGGACAAAGUGACAGCCACGGUGGCUGGGCUGACGCUGCUGGCUGUCGGGGUCUACUCAGCCAAGAAUGCCACGCUUGUCGCCGGCCGCUUCAUCGAAGCUCGGCUGGGGAAGCCGUCCUUAGUGAGGGAGACGUCCCGCAUCACGGUGCUGGAGGCGCUGCGGCACCCCAUCCAGGUCAGCCGGCGGCUCCUCAGUCGACCCCAGGACGCGCUGGAGGGUGUUGUGGUCAGUCCCAGCCUGGAAGCACGGGUGCGCGACAUCGCCAUAGCAACAAGGAACACCAAGAAGAACCGCAGCCUGUACAGGCACAUCCUGCUGUACGGGCCACCAGGCACCGGGAAGACGCUGUUUGCCAAGAAACUCGCCCUGCACUCAGGCAUGGACUACGCCAUCAUGACAGGCGGGGACGUGGCCCCCAUGGGGCGGGAAGGCGUGACCGCCAUGCACAAGCUCUUUGACUGGGCCAAUACCAGCCGGCGCGGCCUCCUGCUCUUCGUGGAUGAAGCGGACGCCUUCCUUCGGAAGCGAGCCACCGAGAAGAUAAGUGAGGACCUCAGAGCCACACUGAACGCCUUCCUGUACCGCACGGGCCAGCACAGCAACAAGUUCAUGCUGGUCCUGGCCAGCAACCAACCAGAGCAGUUCGACUGGGCCAUCAAUGACCGCAUCAAUGAGAUGGUCCACUUCGACCUGCCAGGGCAGGAGGAGCGGGAGCGCCUGGUGAGAAUGUAUUUUGACAAGUAUGUUCUUAAGCCGGCCACAGAAGGAAAGCAGCGCCUGAAGCUGGCCCAGUUUGACUACGGGAGGAAGUGCUCGGAGGUCGCUCGGCUGACGGAGGGCAUGUCGGGCCGGGAGAUCGCACAGCUGGCCGUGUCCUGGCAGGCCACGGCGUAUGCCUCCGAGGACGGGGUCCUGACCGAGGCCAUGAUGGACACCCGCGUGCAAGAUGCUGUCCAGCAGCACCAGCAGAAGAUGUGCUGGCUGAAGGCGGAAGGGCCUGGGCGUGGGGACGAGCCCUCCCCAUCCUGAGUCCACAGGGAGAUCCACACCUCACGGAGCCUGGCCGCAGACCCCUCCUACCCCUGCCUUACCGGCCCCUGCACAUUUAGGAUAUGCUCCUGGGUGGGGACUGGGCUGUGCCCAGGGCCUCUGUGCACCAGGAUGUCUUGUGGUGGGGGUCGGCCGUUCUGCCCCCCAGGGCACCCCCUGUUGUAGACACUGGCUAGGGAGGGGCAGGCCUCCUUCCUGCCCCUCGAGACACUCUUGGGAGAUGCAUUUUCAGUCUGGCUCAUGGGGAGGGUGAGGCUUUGCACCCCAGCCCCUGCCCAGGCCACUGGGAGGGUGGAUGCUGGCUGAGCCCCCGGGGCAGCAGGAGCCAGGCAGGUGAUGUCUUUGUUCUCGGCUCCCACAGCAGAGCCAGGUGAGGGUGCGCCUGCUAGGACCAGACCCAGGUGGGGCAGCCUGAACCCUGCUUCCCCCUGUGGCCGGCAUGCCCCGACCUUUCACACACUGGUGACCCUGAGAAACCCCAGGCUGUGGCCAGGAGGAGGGAACCUGGCGGGGUUGUCUGAGGCCACACUGUCAGCUGGCCGGUCCAAGCCUGUGGCUGGAGCUGGGGUCUGUUUACCUAAUAAAGUCCCACAGGUGCCUCA
Messenger RNA from Gorilla gorilla gorilla (western lowland gorilla), 3360 nucleotides. RefSeq names its product ATPase family AAA domain-containing protein 3A. Gene Ontology annotation, molecular function: zinc ion binding; ATP binding; ATP hydrolysis activity. Gene Ontology annotation, cellular component: mitochondrion. The record is from RefSeq and is a predicted model, not a curated record. Gene Ontology annotation, biological process: mitochondrion organization. NCBI's taxonomy places the organism in Eukaryota, Metazoa, Chordata, Mammalia, Primates, Hominidae. The coding region runs from base 977 to 2737 and encodes 586 amino acids. The transcript is spliced from 16 exons.